Molecule: messenger RNA, 695 nt
Organism: Hyla sarda
Lineage: Eukaryota; Metazoa; Chordata; Amphibia; Anura; Hylidae
Product: protein arginine N-methyltransferase 3-like
Source: RefSeq, a predicted model, not a curated record
GCCACAGGUUGCCAGAAACCAAGAUGGCGCAGUACAUGGAUCCCUCUCCGGACGCCGCUGACUAUGAUGAGGUCCCGGAUCUGUCGGAUGGUGAUGAUGUCAUCUGGGAUGAUGAGGAUGAUGGGGGUGGUGGUGUGGAGGUCCGCUGUCUGUUCUGUGACAGGACUGACCCAUCACCAGAAGACACCUUCAGGCACUGCAAGUCCCAGCAUGGCUUUGACAUCCAGCAGGUUGUCUCCCAGCACUGUCUUGACUUCUAUGGAUUCAUCAAACUCAUCAACUUCAUCAGAUCUACAGGCUGCUCUGCCGAGAGUCUCUCUACAGUCACCGACACCAAACCCUGGGACAAGGAAGAAUUCUUCAAGCCGGUGAUCCCAGACGAUGGAUUACUUCAGUAUGAUUUUGAGGAUAUAGACUGUGAUGGAGACAGAUGCCCCGGCAAAAACACAGCGGGUGCCGAGCCGUCCGUCAACGAGCGGGUACAGCGGGCGGAGAGCCGGGUGCAGGAGAUGGAGGCCAACCUGGCAAACGUCCUUCAGGAGCUGAAUAAGAUGAGACAAGUUGCGCAGGAUUUCGUGAUGAACGCAGAUGUCAGCCGCGGUUCGUCUUCCGCCAUCACGGACCUGGACGAGGGCGAGGACGGCGCGUACUUCGGCUCCUACGGGCACUUCAGCAUACACGAGGAGAUGUUAAAG